Molecule: messenger RNA, 1630 nt
Organism: Malaclemys terrapin pileata
Lineage: Eukaryota; Metazoa; Chordata; Testudines; Emydidae
Gene: JKAMP
Product: JNK1/MAPK8 associated membrane protein
Exons: 6
Coding region: 306-1274 (322 amino acids)
Biological process (GO): response to unfolded protein
Cellular component (GO): membrane
Molecular function (GO): ubiquitin protein ligase binding
Source: RefSeq, a predicted model, not a curated record
GGGAUGCCCAGGUUGCUGUUGCUGACUCCCAGUCCAGCACCCUCUGCUACACCCCGCUCUGCAACACGUUCCCUGUGUGAGAGAAGCAGCCAAAGGGCCCCGCUCCUGCCCAGAGGACCACAAAUGUGGACAUCUAUGCAGAACCCCCCCUAAGUCAGGGUUUGGCUUUGGUCACGGAGUCCAGGUGUGUGGUUCUCCUUGCAGGAUCGGGACCAAAGAGAUUAGUUUGAGCCUAGAACUCCAUUUCUUAAGUACAGUGCAACAAACUGUUUCAUUUGCUUUGUUGUUGCAUCUCCAGUAACGUGAUGUACUACAGUGUUGCAACUCUUGUAUUUUUAAAAGCUGUAGAUAUCCAACCAGCCUGCCUUGGAUUGUAUUGUGGGAGAACGGUACAAUAUAUAAAUGCGUCAACGGAAAUCUAUGGCGACUGUGGGGUUUGUCCGAGAGGACAGCGAACAGAUGGGGAUAAAAUCUGUCGGGAGUGUACAGGAUCUCCAGGGCAUUAUGACUGGCUAUAUCUUGGCUUUAUGGCCAUGCUUCCUUUGAUUUUGCACUGGUUCUUCAUUGAAUGGUAUUCAGGGAAAAAGAGUUCCAGUGCAUUGUUUCAGCAUCUUACUGCCUUAUUCGAAUGCAGUGUUGCAGCAAUAGUUACACUGCUUGUGAGUGAUCCAGUAGGUUUUCUGUAUAUCCGUUCUUGCAAGGUAGUGAUGCUUUCUGACUGGUAUACAAUGCUUUACAACCCAAGUCCUGAUUAUAUUACAACUGUACACUGUACUCAUGAAGCUGUCUAUCCUCUAUACACCAUUGUAUUUAUAUACUAUGUCUUCUGUCUGGUGUUGAUGAUGCUGCUCCGACCUCUUCUGGUUAAGAAGAUUGCCUGUGGGUUAGGAAAGUCAGAUCGAUUUAAAAGUAUUUAUGCAGCACUUUACUUCUUCCCUAUUCUAACUGUACUUCAAGCAGUUGGAGGAGGCCUGCUCUAUUAUGCAUUCCCAUAUAUUAUAUUGGUGUUAUCUUUGGUUACCCUGGCUGUGUACAUGUCUGCUUCUGAAGUAGAGUCUUUCAAGGAUCUUCUUGUCAGGAAGAAAAGGCUUGUCGUUCUUUCUAGCCACUGGUUACUUCACGCCUAUGGAAUCAUCUCUAUUUCCAAACUGGAGACACUUGGCCAGGAUCUACCACUAUUAGCUUUGGUACCUGCACCUGCCCUCUUUUACUUACUUACUGCAAAGUACACUGAACCUUCACGCAUCCUUUCAGAAGGAGCAAAUGGACAUUAAAUGUAACUUGUGCCAACAGCCCAGUGAAAUUGUCCCAGUAAGAUGGAUUAAAGAAUUUCAGUGCUUGUUAUGUCCUUCAGCUCUUCUUAGACUAAAGUUGUCAUUUCUGUACAAGACAUUUUCUGGGUAAAACAUCGUAUAGAAUCUAAGAGUAAGACUAUGUAAACUUAGCUUCUCUAACUUCAGGAAGGGCUUGUAAAAAAUCGAAGUGGAUAAUGUCUUAAUCUAUAUACAUUUUUUUACUAUGUAUAAAUACUGGUGGCACAUACCUUGUAAUAUAAGUUUUGUUUGUACCUUUUUUAUUUAUUUCACAAUGCCGUAUAUUAGCAUCUGUUUGAAUAAAGUAGCAAAAUAGA